Molecule: messenger RNA, 120 nt
Organism: Funneliformis mosseae
Lineage: Eukaryota; Fungi; Glomeromycota; Glomeromycetes; Glomerales; Glomeraceae
Source: the annotation of a GenBank genome assembly
AUGAGCUUUUUAACUGUAACAACUUUAAUAUAUACUAUUGGAGCUAGAAUUAUCAUAGCUACUGACACUAAACUUGCCUUCCAAUUGUUUUUCAUUAAAAGAUUUAAAUUGAUUGGGUAA